AUGAAGUGGGUUGAGAACAAAAAGUCACGUACUGCAAUUGCCUGCGUUAGUUGUCAAAAAUCCAAGAAAAAAUGCAAAGGAGGAAAAGUGAACGAAAUUCGAUGUACUGAAUGUGAGAAAAAGAAGAAAUUCCUGCCUGUACAGAAUGUUGAAAAAAAGGAUAAAGUGAGCCAAGGAAGUGGCUUGUUAUACGAUCAAAUGAGAGAUACAGUAAUAGAAGGUGAACAAUAUUUAACUUACGAUGAAAAUAAUUUUCUUAUUGAAUUUUCAUAUAUAUUUGAAA
Racocetra persica is the source of this 283-nucleotide messenger RNA. The record is from the annotation of a GenBank genome assembly. NCBI's taxonomy places the organism in Eukaryota, Fungi, Glomeromycota, Glomeromycetes, Diversisporales, Gigasporaceae.